This is a messenger RNA of Hippocampus comes (tiger tail seahorse), 2695 nucleotides long. Its product is annotated as potassium voltage-gated channel subfamily D member 3-like. Gene Ontology annotation, cellular component: neuronal cell body; dendritic spine; voltage-gated potassium channel complex. Gene Ontology annotation, biological process: action potential; protein homooligomerization; potassium ion export across plasma membrane. Gene Ontology annotation, molecular function: A-type (transient outward) potassium channel activity; protein binding. The transcript is spliced from 7 exons. The coding region runs from base 519 to 2459 and encodes 646 amino acids. The record is from RefSeq and is a predicted model, not a curated record. Lineage: Eukaryota; Metazoa; Chordata; Actinopteri; Syngnathiformes; Syngnathidae.
GUUCUGCUAACUUGUUGAAUGUAUCGAAAGUGACAGUGUAAUUUGUGCCACAUCGGACUGUGUCGUGAGGAGGUGGAGGCUUGAUGACACCUUCAGGCAUAGAAAGAAGCGCAUACACAUACACUUUGAGCAAAAGCAGGCUUCAGAAAAGCGCAGCGUGCUCUUCGCUUUGCACUCAUCGACACACACAGACACACACACACAAUAAAAAUAAAAUCAAGAAGUCAGGGUGGAGACGGCACACCAAUCCUGCCCUCCCCACCGGACAGACGAUAGUAGCCUCUCUCUUUGUCUCUCUCCAUCCAUCCAGCAGCCUGGAUGCGCUCUGCUCCUCGGCGAAGGAGGAAGCUGUCGAUCCGUCCGCAGAGGAGGUGCUGCCCGCCGCUUCUUUUCGCUGGAUGGACCGCCGUCUAGGCGCUUUUCGUCCCGGCUCGGAUUUGACGCCUAUCCACUUUUUGACGAUGUCAGCUGAUUUUGUGGAACCCUGAAGGCGAGGAGCACUUCUUCCAAGACUCACCAUGGCUACGGGAGUCGCCGCGUGGCUCCCCUUCGCCCGGGCGGCCGCCAUUGGCUGGAUGCCCGUUGCCAGUUGCCCCAUGCCGGUGGCGCCACGAGACCACCGUCGCCGGCAGGACGAGCUCAUCAUCCUCAACGUCAGCGGCCGUCGAUUCCAAACCUGGAGGACCACUCUGGACAGGUACCCAGAUACCCUGCUUGGCAGCUCAGAGAAGGACUUCUUCUAUAAUGAGGAAACCAAGGAGUACUUCUUUGACCGAGACCCAGACGCCUUCCGAAGCAUCCUAAACUUCUACCGGACUGGGAAGCUGCACUUCCCGCGGCACGAGUGCAUCUCCGCCUACGACGAGGAGCUGACCUUCUUCGGCAUCAUCCCGGAGAUUAUUGGCGACUGCUGCUAUGAAGAGUACAAAGACCGGAAGCGAGAGAACCUGGAGCGGCUUCAAGACGACCAGGAGGAAAACAAAGACGUUAAGCUACCACACAUGAACUUCAGACAGACCAUGUGGCGGGCGUUUGAGAACCCUCAUACCUCCACCAUGGCGCUGGUGUUCUACUACGUCACUGGCUUCUUCAUCGCCAUCUCUGUCAUUACCAACGUGGUGGAGACGGUGCCGUGUGGCUCCACCCCUACUCAGAAAGACAUGCCGUGCGGCGAACGCUAUACGGUAGCGUUCUUCUGCAUGGACACGGCUUGUGUCAUGAUCUUCACAGUGGAGUACCUGCUGCGCUUGUUUGCCGCGCCGAGCCGCUAUCGCUUCAUGCGCUCUGUGAUGAGCAUCAUCGACGUGGUGGCCAUCCUCCCGUAUUACAUUGGCCUGGUGAUGACCGACAACGAGGACGUGAGCGGUGCCUUUGUUACGCUGCGGGUCUUCCGCGUCUUUCGCAUCUUCAAGUUCUCGCGCCACUCACAGGGCCUGCGCAUCCUGGGCUACACGCUCAAGAGCUGCGCCUCCGAGCUGGGCUUCCUGCUCUUUUCACUCACCAUGGCCAUCAUCAUAUUCGCCACGGUCAUGUUCUACGCUGAAAAGGGCUCAAGCUCGAGCAAGUUUACCAGCAUUCCGGCAUCCUUCUGGUACACCAUCGUCACCAUGACCACGCUGGGGUACGGCGACAUGGUGCCAAAGACAAUUGCUGGAAAAAUAUUCGGAUCUAUCUGUUCGCUCAGUGGCGUGCUCGUGAUCGCCCUGCCUGUGCCCGUCAUUGUUUCCAACUUCAGUCGCAUCUACCACCAGAACCAGAGGGCAGAUAAACGCCGUGCCCAGAAGAAAGCUCGAAUGGCCCGUAUACAUUUAGCCAAGUCCGGCAGCGCCAACGCCUUCCUGCUGAGCAAACGCAACGGACUCCUAAACGAAUUGCUGGAGCUGACGGGUACAAACACAGGUGAGCAGAAGCUGCCCAAGUCAGCGUGUCUUUUAGAGAGCCAACACCACCAUCUGCUGCACUGUCUGGAGAAAACCACUGCUCAUGAGUUCGUAGAUGAACAGUUAUAUGAGCAGAACUAUGUGGAAGCCGUGAUGCAGAGCUUCCCCGCCGCACGCAGAGAAUCCGUGAGUAGUCGUGACACAGCAACGCCGACCUGCUGCGGCCGAAGGUCCAAGAGGAACACGACCUUGCCCAUUGCCGCCCUGCAGCCCGGAGUCAACCAACAGGGCCCCUUGCAGGAGCUCAGUGCCAUCCACAUCCAGUGUGCUGAUAGACCAUCGCGCUCUACCAGUCGUUCAAAACUGAACCUGAAGGCGGACGAUGUCGGGAGGCUCAACUGUAAGGGAGGCCGAAUCACCACAGCCAUCGUCAGCCUCCCGUCGCCCCCCGCCCUGACCACGCCAGACAGUGACAACCUCCGCGGUCCCCCCACUCGCAGGCCGCCGCUCCCCUCCCCGGGGCCCAGCAUCCAGACCACGACCAGCUCGGCCAACGUCGUCAAAGUGUCGGCCCUGUGACGCUUUUAGCUGCGGAGACUUUUGUAAAUAUGUAAUGGACACAAGUGACCACGUCACAGUGGAGGCUUUGAGAGACACUGUGGUGCAAUUAGCAUAUCAGUCCAGCGGGUGGCGCUGCUCAGCUUCUACAAAGUCUAGUUCAAUAGUUCAAAGAAUGUUUUAUUGUCUAAAAAGUGUUGACUGUGCUUACUUGAAUUUAUUCGCUCGCGCGCGCGCGCGCGUGUGUGUGUGUGUGU